Molecule: messenger RNA, 2250 nt
Organism: Lucilia cuprina (Australian sheep blowfly)
Lineage: Eukaryota; Metazoa; Arthropoda; Insecta; Diptera; Calliphoridae
Gene: Mocs1
Product: molybdenum cofactor biosynthesis protein 1
Exons: 6
Coding region: 252-2051 (599 amino acids)
Biological process (GO): Mo-molybdopterin cofactor biosynthetic process
Molecular function (GO): GTP 3',8'-cyclase activity; cyclic pyranopterin monophosphate synthase activity; 4 iron, 4 sulfur cluster binding
Source: RefSeq, a predicted model, not a curated record
GUCACACAUCGUUGCCGGUUGGUUGAUUAAAGAAAUAUUAACAAAUUGUUUUGUAAUCAUCACAAAUACUAAACACGUAAAUAUUUAAAAGAUUUAAAUAAAAACAAAUUCUUAUCAAAAUAUCCAGCCCAGACAACAGGCAUAAACAAUACACAAGUUGAAGAGGAGAAGAAGGAGGAUUAAGUUAAUAUUUAAACAUCUGUUAAAUUUGCAAUAAUUAUUAAAGAAUUGUCCAUAAAAAAGUCGAAAAAAUGUCUUCUUUUCUACAACGUGGCCUAAAAAUUAAAACAGCUGACAUUUGCAACAAAUUACCCACUUUAUCAUCAUCAUCAUUAUUUUCUUUAACAACAAGUGGCAGUUACUUUUUUUCCACCAAAUCAACUUUAAAACUACAACCCGUUCACAAACCAACAACAACAACCAAACAACAAGAGCAUGACCAUGCAAAGACCAAUGUACCUUCUCCGAUAACCCCUAACCUGCUAAAAAAUUCAACAUUAACAGAUAGAUUUGGACGUUAUCAUACAUAUUUGAGAAUUUCAUUAACCGAACGCUGCAAUUUACGCUGUAAAUACUGUAUGCCUGCUGAAGGUGUUCCUUUGCAACAAAAAAACAAUCUUUUAACUACAGAAGAAAUUUACUAUUUAGCACGUUUAUUUGUGGAGCAAGGUGUAAGAAAAAUACGUUUAACUGGUGGAGAGCCCACAGUACGAAAAGAUAUUGUUGAAAUUAUAGGCAAACUUAAGCAAAUACCAAAUUUAGAAAAUGUAGGCAUUACCACAAAUGCCUUAGUGUUAACACGACUAUUGGUGCCCAUGCAAAAAGCCGGUCUAGAUGCCAUCAACAUUAGUUUGGAUACCUUAAAGCCGAAACGUUUCGAAGAGAUAACACGACGUCGUGGUUGGGAACGUGUUAUAGCCGGCAUAGAUUUGGCCAUACAAUUGGGCUAUAAACCCAAAAUAAAUUGUGUUCUCAUGCGCAAUUUCAAUGAGGAUGAAAUUUGUGAUUUUGUUGAGUUUACACGCGAUCGUAAUGUGGAUAUACGUUUUAUAGAAUACAUGCCCUUUAUGGGUAAUAAAUGGCAAACCGAUAAAUUGUUAAGCUAUCAGGAUACUUUAAAAAUUAUACGUGAUAAAUGGCCAGAAUUUGAGGCUUUGGAAAAUGGUCCAAAUGAUACGUCUAAAGCUUAUAAAGUACCAGGUUAUCAGGGUCAAGUAGGUUUUAUUACAUCGAUGACGGAGCAUUUUUGUGGCUCCUGUAAUCGUUUACGUUUGACAGCAGAUGGUAAUUUGAAAGUGUGUCUUUUUGGCAAUAAAGAAAUAUCCCUAAGAGAUGCCAUUAGAAGUCAAUGUUCCGAGGAUGAUUUAGUAGCAUUGAUAUCGGCGGCUGUUAAAAGGAAAAAGAAACAACAUGCAGCUAUUUCUAUUAAUUCUCAUCACCAUCAUUUAAAAAUGGUCAAUAAAAUAACACCAUUAUCAUCAUCCUUAACUAAUACAAUGUUAUUAGCAAACACCUUCAACAGCAACCAACACAGAGUAGUUGACCUACCAACACAUAACUACUGUACUGACCGUAAAAAUCUUACCCAUGUUGAUGCUACCACCGGUAAAGCGUCUAUGGUUGAUGUAUCGGAAAAGCCAGUAACAACACGUAAUGCACAAGCAAUGGCUCAGAUAUAUGUAGGUCCUGCUGUUGCCCAACUCAUACAUUCGAACAAUCUUAAGAAAGGAGAUGUCUUAAGUGUAGCUCAAUUGGCUGGUAUUUUAGGUGCUAAACGAACCUCUGAUCUAAUACCUUUAUGUCAUAAUAUCACCAUAACAUCGGUUAAAGUGAAUGCUAAAUUAGAUUUAGAAAAUCAUAUGGUUAUAUUAGAUGCAACGGUACGCUGUUGCGGCCAAACGGGAGUUGAAAUGGAAGCUUUAACUGCAGUUUCGGUGGCUGCUCUCACCGUUUACGAUAUGUGUAAAGCAAUAACGCACGAUAUGAUUAUAAAGGAAAUAAAAUUAAUGUCUAAGUCUGGUGGUCAAAGAGGUGAUUUUAAGAGAAGUUAAAUUUAAGAAUAUAAAUAUAUAUACAAGCCGAUUAUGAACAAUAUUUCCCUAUUAUUUAUUCCCUUUUACAUGUUUUAUGUAUAGGAGAGGUAACAGAUUAACCGGGAAAUUAUUACUUAUAAUAGGCCUGAUAAUUUAUUAAUAGAAUAUUUGUUUUUUUUUAAUAAAAUGGAAUGAAGUAAAAGAAUAUUGAAACUAA